Messenger RNA from Corticium candelabrum, 1479 nucleotides. RefSeq names its product A disintegrin and metalloproteinase with thrombospondin motifs 10-like. Gene Ontology annotation, molecular function: metalloendopeptidase activity. Lineage: Eukaryota; Metazoa; Porifera; Homoscleromorpha; Homosclerophorida; Plakinidae. Gene Ontology annotation, biological process: extracellular matrix organization; proteolysis. The annotation marks the transcript as partial. Gene Ontology annotation, cellular component: extracellular matrix. The transcript has 4 exons. The record is from RefSeq and is a predicted model, not a curated record.
ACAACAAAGGGCUAUACUCCUUGCAGUCAAUCUUGUGGCGUCGGAUCGCAGUCCCUUAUUGUGUUAUGCAGUUGCUCCGGUGUGGACGACAAGUACAGCGUCGAGUCGGGCGAUGCCGCUUGUGAAAUAACAAACGCGGGCUCGAAGCCAACUGGCCUCAGAUCGUGUAGAAUGAAACCGUGUCACACCAACACUUGGAUUGUUUCCAAGUGGGGCUCCUGCUCGGGCGUUUGCAGCAAGGGAAAGAGGCGGAGACAGGUGACAUGCUCGAAUGGAACGACACGUGUUCGUGACAGGUAUUGUCGUGCAAGAGGCCUGGCAAAGCCGCCUCGCUAUCAAGCUUGUUUGCGAUCUUGUGAACUCGUCACGUCGAGUUGGAGUGAUUGCACGACGAGCAGAGGGGAUGAAACAAAAUGUGGGGAACGCAGAAGGACCGUGGCAUGCAUACAAAAGAGACAAAACGGUGAGCGAAAGAUUGUUGCCGUAAAGCAUUGCUUAAAUCACGCAAACGAGACGCGAAACGGCUCCGUAGCUGUGACAGAGCAGUGUGCUUGUCAAUAUAACUAUACGUUUAGUGACUGGUCGCCGUGUUCGGUCGACUGCGGGCACGGAUUUCGCUAUCGUCUAGUCACGUGCACAGAGCAUUCAACUCGGACGGCUGUGGAACACGAGCAUUGCAUCAAUCUGUACGGAUCUAGCAAGCCAGCAAACAAACUGCCGUGUUUUCGCUAUUGUCAAAGUGAGAUACACUCGUCGACAUCUCCCCGGAUUUCUCCACCUCCCAGAUCGCAGCCACAGCCGCCACCCGAAAACAAGGAUUUGUUCUACUUUAUUGGAGAAGAAGUCUAUGCCGUGUCAAGUACCACCGUCGGUAUCAGCUGUAGAGUAGACCAUGCCGGAUCGGACGCUCUCAUCGUGUGGCAUCUGCCCAAUGGCACAACAGUUGCACUGGGAGAAAGAAACGGAAGAAUCUCGGUUACUCAGCUGUCUCAAAACAGAGCCAGUAUUAUGAUUGAUGAGGUUAACACGCACGACGAGGGCAGGUACACUUGUAUUGCGACUAACAAAAUCGGUCAGAUGCGCUCUUCUUCCAAUCUGUUUGUAUACGAGUCUCCUAAAGAGAACUGCGUUGACAAGAUAGCGGCUAAAGUUUGUGAGUGGGUUAGCAAGACACAUUGGUGCAAGGGACAGCUGAAGAACGGUUGCUGCCUAACUUGUGCUCUUCAGUGACUGCAGUUAAAAGAUAUUACGGGACUUGCAUGCUAUAUUGUCACCAGUAGAACAACUGCUCCUAUGACAGGCAGUAUCAAUUGCAUCGAUUUUACUGAUACAAAACCACCACUUACGGAUGUACUUCUUUGCAGUAAGAACGUAUGCUCUUCAGUGCACACGGCAACAACCCUCACAAAAUCAGAAACUUUUCGCUUCUCGAAUUGACUUUUGUCUGUUAUCAUUGGACCAUUCGGAAUGUGGGCAUAC